This is a messenger RNA of Diabrotica virgifera virgifera (western corn rootworm), 1685 nucleotides long. RefSeq names its product sex peptide receptor (gene SPR). Gene Ontology annotation, molecular function: G protein-coupled peptide receptor activity. Gene Ontology annotation, biological process: G protein-coupled receptor signaling pathway. Bases 284 to 1549 code for a protein of 421 amino acids. Gene Ontology annotation, cellular component: membrane. The record is from RefSeq and is a predicted model, not a curated record. The transcript is spliced from 5 exons. NCBI's taxonomy places the organism in Eukaryota, Metazoa, Arthropoda, Insecta, Coleoptera, Chrysomelidae.
CUUUUUUGUUUGUAAAUUAUUGAAUCAUUAGUUUCUGUGUUCUGCGUGCUACACUGUACGUUGUGUGUAUGUGCGGUUAUAUCCGGUAUUGUAAAAGUGAGAGUGUAUUAUUCUUCAACCAAUAAUUCCAAAGUUUAAUUCUGGUCGUAUUUUAGUAAGACAGUGCCGGGUGUACCUAUAUACAAGUCAACAUACAGAUAUCACUUAUUCACGUGCAAUCUUGAGGAGAAAAUGGACAAAAUGACGGAAUAUUUCAAUAAAUAUAUCGAAAAAAAUCUUCUGUAUGUUCAGCAUUAAACAAGUGGGCCACCAUCCACUGAAUAUUUGUGCACUAUUUCAAAUAAAUAUUCAAAUGUAUGCAAACAUGGCGGACAACACCAAUAACACUACCUCCGUCGCAUCCACCAAUAAUUCAUGGACCAACACCUCGAUUAUACAAAUGGAACUGAAUAUGUCAAAUAUAAAUUUCUUAAAUAUAACCUUAGAGAUGCCUAUAACAUAUGCAACUCCUCUCUACGGUUAUCUCAUGCCUAUUUUGUUGGUGGUGACUAUGGUAGCCAAUACGCUUAUUGUGAUAGUACUGAGCAAAAGACACAUGCGCACUCCGACCAAUGUUGUCCUCAUGGCUAUGGCUUUAUGCGAUAUGUUUACGUUGUUGGUACCGUCUCCAUGGUUGAUCUACAUGUACACAUUGGGGAACCACUACAAACCUUUGUUUCCGGCCAGCCUUUGUUAUUCGUGGAAUUUGAUGCAUGAGAUUAUCCCGUGUAUAUUUCACACAUCUAGUAUAUGGUUAACGUUGGGAUUAGCCAUCCAGAGGUAUAUAUACGUGUGCCACGCACCGCUGGCCAGGAAAUUCUGCACAUUGCCCAACGUUUAUAAGAGCGUAGCAGGAGUUUUAAUCGUCGCAGCUCUACAUCAAGUACUCCGGUUAUUUGAUACUGAAUAUGCAACGAUCGAUAUCCCAUGGGAAAAUACGACAACUCCAAUCUGCAUAAGAAGACGAGCCGAGUGGGUUAACGAAUAUAUUAAUGAAGAUGUUUAUUUCGUUACGUAUUUUAUGUUUCGAAUACUAUUUGUCCAUCUCCUUCCAUGUAUUUCCCUGGUCAUUCUCAAUCUGCUGCUAUUUAGAGCUUUAAGAGAAGCACAAAAACGUAGAGACAUCUUGUUGUCAUCGAAAAAGGGUCAGAAAAAUGAAUGCAAAAAGCUGAGAGACUCUAACUGUACAACUCUAAUGCUAAUAGUAGUAGUCACUGUCUUUCUGGUAGUAGAAAUACCUUUGGUGGUAGUUACCAUCCUGCAUAUUAUUUCAAGUACUCUUUGCGAGUUUCUUGACUACGAAGUGGCAAACACCUUGAUAUUGUUUACAAACUUCUUUAUAAUCCUGAGUUACCCUAUUAAUUUCGCUAUUUACUGCGGCAUGUCCAGGCAGUUCAGGGAGACUUUUAAAGAACUAUUUAUCAAAAAUGCAGCUAAUGCUCGUAAUGGUUCUUCGAAGUAUUCCAUAGUCAAUGGACCCAGGACAUGCACCAACGAAACUGUCCUGUAAGAGGCUACAGCACACUCAAUUGUAAAAGAUGACGCUUAGAAAAUGGACUUUAAUUAUAUUUUGUACAAAAUGUAUAUUUGUAUGUUCUUAUUGACUCUGUAUAUAAAUAGGUAAUAUAUUUGAAUGGUAGGAUAUA